UUUGGUGCCGGGGCUGGAUCUGGGGGAUGUCCUUGGCCUUCCCUCUGGGCUGGAGGCAAAUCCCCUGCCUGUCCUUCUUCCUUCCUGCCCCAGGCCCCGAGCUGAGGACGGAGAGCACGGAGGACAAAUCCCCCCGGCAGAGCCUGGUGGGAGAGGCCGUUUUGAAGGGCUCCCCGGUGCAGGAAGGCAGCGGGGAGGAAAAGGCCCGGAGAUGCCCCUGGAGGAGGGGCUGCAAAGCCAGCCCAGGGAACUCUGAGGAGGAAAGACCCGUCCUGUGCCAGGAAGGCGGCCGGAGCUUAAACCGGAGCUCCGAGCUGGUGGUCCCUGAGCAGCCUCCCAGCAGGGAGAAGCCCUUUAAGUGCUUGGAAUGUGGGAAGAGCUUCAGGAAGAGCUGGAACCUCCUCAGGCACCAGCACAUCCACACUGGGGAACGGCCCUACACAUGUAGGGAAUGUGGGAAGGGCUUCAGGGACAGCUCCCACCUGAUCCGACACCAGCACAUCCACACUGGAGAACAGCCCUACACGUGUAGGGAAUGUGGGAAGGGCUUCAGGGACAGCUCCAAGCUCCGCAGGCACCAGCGCAUCCACACUGGGGAACGGCCCUACAAGUGUGGGGAGUGUGGGAAGAGCUUCACUGAUGGAUUCAACCUGAUCCAACACCAGAGUAUCCACACUGGUGAACGGCCCUACAAGUGCUUGCAAUGUGGGAAGAGGUUUAGGACCAGCUCACAUCUCCUCAUGCAUGAGCGGAUACACACAGGGGAGAGGCCCUUCCGCUGCACCGACUGUGGGAAGGGCUUCAAACAGAACUCCCACCUCGUCAGGCACCAGCGCAUCCAUACCGGGGAGAGGCCCUACAAGUGUGAGGAGUGUGGGAAAAGCUUCACCUGGAGCCGUUCCCUGACCCUACACCAACGGACCCACGAGAAAGAAAAGCCCUAG
Messenger RNA from Myiozetetes cayanensis, 944 nucleotides. RefSeq names its product zinc finger protein 239-like. Bases 27 to 944 code for a protein of 305 amino acids. Gene Ontology annotation, biological process: regulation of transcription by RNA polymerase II. The transcript has a single exon. Gene Ontology annotation, molecular function: RNA polymerase II cis-regulatory region sequence-specific DNA binding; DNA-binding transcription factor activity. Lineage: Eukaryota; Metazoa; Chordata; Aves; Passeriformes; Tyrannidae. The record is from RefSeq and is a predicted model, not a curated record.